Molecule: messenger RNA, 4078 nt
Organism: Toxotes jaculatrix (banded archerfish)
Lineage: Eukaryota; Metazoa; Chordata; Actinopteri; Toxotidae
Product: inhibin beta B chain
Exons: 2
Coding region: 245-1390 (381 amino acids)
Biological process (GO): BMP signaling pathway; SMAD protein signal transduction
Cellular component (GO): extracellular region
Molecular function (GO): hormone activity; cytokine activity; growth factor activity
Source: RefSeq, a predicted model, not a curated record
AUGAGCUCAUUGGUGCAUCCCUCCAACGUGUCACCACUUUUGGUGGAUUACCCCAGAUGAUAUCUUCACCUUCAGGAGGGUGAAACACCAUUCCUUUCGCUCAACGCCUGUCCUCACGGUGUCCAGCUGCCAACAAGGACCUUGGACAAUAUUUGGAAAACUUGUGGCUUCCAAAGAACAACUCAGGGAGAAGGGAUUUGAAGACUUUUUUUUAUUUUCUCUUUUACGCACGUCGAGCAUAAAAAUGCAUUUAUAUACUUCAGGGUCAAGGAUGACGCCGUCCUUUUCAUUGUUAUCAUUUCUGUUUCUGGCACCCUUGUUACUGAAUGGUCUCUGGGUUAGUGGCUCCCCAGGGUGCGCUUCGUGUGGCUUACCGGCAAUGGAGAGAGACGCAGAGGAAAGGCUGAUGAUAGAAAUCGCCAAGCACCAAAUUCUGGAGAAGCUGCACCUGAAAGAGAGACCAAACAUAACUCACACUGUGCCCCGGGCAGCGCUCCUCACGGCGCUGCGCAAACUGCACUCGGGGCGCGUCAGACAGGAUGGUACUCUUGAACUAGAAAACAAUAUACCUACCAAAGAUCAAGGCUAUGAAAUAGUGAGCUUUGCAGAUAUAAGUGAGACAGGGAGUGGAGAUGAGGCCAGCCUUACCUUCCAGUUUCUGCAGGAACGUGGCCAGAAUAUUCAGGUCCUCCAGUCCUCUCUGUGGAUCUACGCCCGCUCCUCUGAGGACCCUCACCGGGACUCCCGCCUCCCUGCCAGAGUCUUCCUUUCCGCAGAUGGUGGGGCGCCUGGCACUAACCGCACCCUGGUGAUAGAAAAGAUGUUGGAGGUCCAGGACAGUAACUGGCACACCUUUACCAUCACCCGCACCCUGCAGGCAUUCCUCGACGGUGGUCAGCGCCGGCUACGGCUGGAGGUAAGCUGCGAUGAAGAUGGGAAGAACCUUUGCUCCUUAGAUGGCUCCGCGGACACCCCCUACCAGCCCUUCCUGGUUGCCCAGGUGCGUCUCCGUGACGACCACUCCAAACACGUACUCAGGAAGCGCUCCUUGCGUUGUGGUGACGAUGUAACGGUGUGCUGCAAGAGAGACUUCUACAUCAAGUUCAAGGAUAUACAGUGGGAUGAGUGGAUCAUUGCACCUGAAGGCUACCAUAUGAACUACUGCAUAGGUCAGUGCCCCCAGCAUCUGUCUGGUUCCCCAGGAAUAGCAUCCUCCUUCCAUGCCACUGUCUUCAGCCAGCUGAAAAUCAACGGCAUCAACACAGCUACAACCUCAUGCUGUGUCCCCACUGAGCGCCGGCCACUCUCCAUGGUCUUCUUUGAUUCUCAGCACAGUAUUGUCAAAAUGGACGUUCCUGACAUGAUAGUGGAGUCCUGUGGAUGUACAUAAAGGACAGAGUAUAAAAGACAUGGUAUACUAAACAGAUUUGUUUGGUGUGUAUUGUAAACAGACAGACUCACAAAAAGAUACAAACACACAUGAACAAAAGAGAUGUGUCUAACUCUGGAUAACCAACAUUUAUGUUAGUUUCCCCACAAGACACUGUAACUCAUUUUGAGGCAACUUCUGAUGAACUGGGCCACAAAAUGAAAAGAAAUUCCAUCAUAUAAAGAUACAUUUUUGGCAGUAUGGUUGAUAACAGCUUAAUUUCAGUCUUUUUCCCCAAAAGAAUAUAUUUUUAAAAUCUACAUAUGUUAACAAGUUUGCUUUGCAAGUUUUCUAUUUUCAUUUUAAAGUCUUGUAAUAUGAAGUAGGUAGAGAGAAGCAUACGUUUAUACACUAACACAUUAAGUCUGAAUGGCGAGACAAUUCUUUGACCAUAUUUUGGAGGCAUAAUUUGAAGAGAGGACUCAAACUAAGCAUUGACAUUUAGUAAGACUCAGCCCAGAUAGAAAAGGUGUGACAUAAAACCUUUUAUAGUGGUGACAAGCAGAUCAGGUCAGGGCUAAUUGAUGUCCCACAUUAAAGGAAUUGUUUAUGGAGAUUAGUGUGACACCAUCACUGUGGUGUAAAUCUUUUUUCUCUCUCUUCAUAUGUAGUUUAUUUAUUUUGUUCAAAGCAGUAAAAGUUUUAUGGAUCUCAGGAAACUGUGAUAAGAAGUGACACCACUUUUAACUCUUUCAAGAUGCUUAUAGUCACAGUGUCCACAUAUAAUAUAUAGAAUCAAAAUACUUUAUUUUACAGAACUGCUUUAUUUUAUGACAGGUCUGCCCCUUUCUUUGUCUACUUCAUUAGUGUCAUUUUAAAGCAAGGUUUUUAAAACCAUGUAAGCAAUCCUUGGUUUAAAGUGUGCCUUCUUCUAAAACUCUGGAUGACAAAGUGCAACUUGAAUAUCAAGUAAUUUGGCUAAACGAGGUCGAAAUACCAAAGAGCAUCUAUUUAUACUCAACUUCAUUUUAAGUAUAUCACUUUUUUCCACUACUGACUAAUGGUGACACAAUGCUCAUGUGGACUACUGGUAUUCUGAUCAUGUUACGUUGUCUUAUAUUACAUUCAUUUUAUUGUGAAGUUGUGCUAAGAAGCGGUUGUUAGGAAAGUGCAAGAAAACACUGAAAUGAAACCAGUUUGAACAGGUAAAAUCUGCUCUGAUCUCUGGCUGACAGCAGUCAAUUCUGAAUGCAGACUGAAAUAUGUUUAAUCAGCAUCUUCACUGUAUUAUUUACACAAGUCGGCUAAUCAGUUGGGUAACUGUGACUCCGACAGCAUAUGAACCCAGGGUUAUUUUCCAGCAGCGUGAGCAAACAUUUAGCUAUUGCUUCAGUGUCAGGUAAUGUGAAGGUCUGUGAGGCAGCUGGGUCAAUGAGCAUGUGAUGUUGCACAUUUGCAGUUAUGUCUCUCAAAGUCUAAAAUUACAACAUUUCGAGCUAAAGGUAAUCUGUUAAUCAUUUUUGGGGGGGUUGAAAAACGUCCUUGGACACCAUUAGCACAAUAUAUGGUGCUAUAAUUUAUAACUCAUAACUCAAUGCUCUAAUGUGGAUGAAUACUAGUGCCCCACAAUGCAGCUCAUAAUGCAAAUGGAGGGUCUACUGACAGCUGGGGAAAAAUUGAAACAGUGGGGCAGCAGCUUCCAAAACAAAGAGGUAUUUGAAUAAAUUCUUGGAAAAAUUCUUAAAGACACAUUUUAUCAGUUUUGAAAUUGGCAGUUGAGUUAAAAAGUUAAAGACUGACAUCUGUCAGCACAUGCCUUGUGUAAUUUCAUGUAAGGAAACAUUACAUAGUACACUAAUUUCUUGUAUACCUGCUAAGUAUUACACUGCUAGCACCAAAUAGGUCUAUAGUAUAGAUUUGAAAACCCAGGCCUUUUUUUUUUUUUUUUAUAUCUCACCUAUGUUUACACUAACCAGUGUAAAUGUCAAAGAUCUUAUCUCUUUUCUGUUGUUUCAUGGGUUUGUCCUUACUGUGUUGGUAAACUCUUUGGCUUAAAGACCUGCACUGUGCUGCUGGUAUACACAGGAAAUAUUUUCAGUGUUUUCAGUUAGUUGGAGCAUUUUGCACAAACAUUAUAAACAAGGUCUUUCUUUUCAUUUGUGUCCAAAUAUUAUACACAUUUGUUUUACCUGUCUCUGCUGCCUCUAAAAGCUUCACUUCUUGUAUCAAUGCUUUAGAGUUCAAACUUAUGAAAAAAAUGCUUGAGUUUAUUGUUUGUUUUAUCUUGUAAGCACUUCCUGUCCCAGGACUCAAUGUGACAUUGAGGUGCCAUUGUACUAUAACUUACUAAGCACUUUAACAGCCUACUGUAUUUUUAGAGCAAAUUUUGUAAAUAGGCCCACAGAGAGCAAAUGUCAAUCAACUCAUUUUCUUAAACUGUUGUGCUAAAACGUGUGGUAUUGUAUGUACUUGCAGAGCACACAAAUGAUGCAACAGUUUCUGUACAGUGUGACUGAUGGAAAUGGAGCCAGGAUUUUACUUGUUUCAAUUUAAAGUUAUAAUUGUGGUCUUCAUUUUUUAUACCAUGCUAUAUUUUAUGUAUAAUGAAUUAUUUGUAUAGCAAUUUAAUGUAAGGCAUUUGUCUUAAUGUGCUGAAAUGACAUGAUCACAGUUAAAGUAUAUUUUUAAUAAAUAUUUUAAAUCAACCUA